AUGAAGGGUAACGAUGGGUUUUACACGAACGAUUACGAAAAUGUACCUGAUGAAAUGAAAUUCAAAAGUAAGAAAAAAUUGAAGGACAAAAUUUUGGUAUGGUGUGCAAUUUCUGAGGCUGGCUUUAUCUCACAGCCCUACAUUGGUGUUGUUCGAGGCGAAGCCUUAAACGCAAAUAUUUAUAUUCAAAGAUAUCUCUCUAAAUUGGUUCAGUUUGUGAACACACAUCAUGCAAAUGAUCAAAUAGUCUUUUGGCCAGAUCUUGCUUCAUGUCAUUACGCGAGGAUCACAAGGGACUGGUACGAAACUAACAACAUUACCUUUGUACCGAAAGCAGACAAUCCCCCCAACCUACCUCAGGCUCGUCCAGUUGAAGAGUUCUGGGCAAUAUUAAGUCGGAAAGUGUAUAAUAACGGAUGGGAAGCACAAAAGCAGGAACAGUUAAGACGCCGCAUAUAUACAAAAAUUAGAGAAAUUGACGCCGAGGUCGUCCAAAGGAUGAUGCAACGUGUCAGGGGAAUUAUUAGGCAAAUCGAAAAUAAUGGUCUUUCUUACAAGAAGAACCGAAGAGAAAUGAUGAAAAUGUUACCUGAAGAUUCGUUUAGUAUAAACCAGAUAAGUCUGGAGUCCGAAGAAGUGACAAUAAACAAUUCUAUUUGUUCUAAAGAUUUAAAUUACAAAAACAAUGUGAACGAACCUAUGAGUAUUGAAACUGGAGAAGGACGGGAGAAGAACAAAUGUGAAAUUUGUUUUAAGCAGUUUAGCACAUCAAGCAGUUUGAAACGGCAUUUCAUCGUGCAUACUGGAGAAAAGCAUCACAAGCAGUUUAGUCAACUUAAUAGUUUGAAAGAACAUUUGAUGCGACACACUGGAGAAAGGCCUUACAAGUGUGACGUUUGUUUCAAAUCGUUCACUCGAGCACCCGAACUGAAAAAGCAUAUGAGUGCGCAUACUGGAGAAAAGCCUCACAAGUGCGAAAUUUGUAGUAGGCAGUUUUCUCAGAAAGUUCAUUUGAAAACACAUUUGAGAUUACACACUGGGGAAACACCUUAA
Molecule: messenger RNA, 1053 nt
Organism: Diabrotica virgifera virgifera (western corn rootworm)
Lineage: Eukaryota; Metazoa; Arthropoda; Insecta; Coleoptera; Chrysomelidae
Product: zinc finger protein 578-like
Exons: 3
Coding region: 1-1053 (350 amino acids)
Biological process (GO): regulation of transcription by RNA polymerase II
Molecular function (GO): DNA-binding transcription factor activity; RNA polymerase II cis-regulatory region sequence-specific DNA binding
Source: RefSeq, a predicted model, not a curated record